Hyaloscypha bicolor E is the source of this 2074-nucleotide messenger RNA. RefSeq lists its product as uncharacterized. Gene Ontology annotation, molecular function: zinc ion binding; DNA-binding transcription factor activity, RNA polymerase II-specific. The record is from RefSeq and is a predicted model, not a curated record. Bases 309 to 1835 code for a protein of 508 amino acids. The transcript is spliced from 3 exons. Gene Ontology annotation, biological process: regulation of DNA-templated transcription. NCBI's taxonomy places the organism in Eukaryota, Fungi, Ascomycota, Leotiomycetes, Helotiales, Hyaloscyphaceae.
CUCACUUGCACGCUCCCAGAUUUGCUUGUCGAUCGUUUCAGCUCAGACGUUCCAAACAGAGUCGGAAUAAUGUUGACGGGUUUUUCGUUCUUGCAUGUCACUGAUUGGACGGAUGACGAAAGCCAUUAUCCUAGAGAAUGAGCAUGGUCACCUCCGGACCGGAUGGAAAUCGGUUAUUGCCCAUAAUUCCAUUUGCAGCGUAUAAAGGGGUCGAAGACCGCAUCUGGCACAUUUCACGACGAGCCGCGAGGUUUCAUUGAGAACGCCAUUCCGCCGAAGCUGCCUGUGAGGACUAACUGUGUCUCAACAUGGGUCGACAUGUCGGAAGAAGCAGAGGGUGCCAGACCUGCGUCAAACGAAGAGUCAAAUGCGGUGAGGAGACGCCAGCAUGCUUUCAGUGUGUUAGCGCCGGCUUCGACUGCCCAGGUCCAGUUCAAGGAGCAAUUUUUAUCGAUAUGUCCGAAGGCAUCCGGGAGAAGUCGAUGCGAACAGUUUCCAAAUCUUCCAAUAAGAAAAUUCUGAAAGUCCCAAACUGGAAUUCGUGUCCAAACUCUGUAGCAUUCAAAACCCUGAGUUCAGAUACCGUCAAGUGUAUGCGUAUAGCAUCCCAAGCCUUCAAGCUACCAACCACAAGACAACCGAGCCGUCAAGACAUAUUCCAGGACCUAUAUGUUGCGAACUUUAUUUCGGCCCAAAAUGCAACCGUGCACCCCUGGAUACUCGAGCUGCCCAACCUGACCUCGCUUUCCUCUUCUUACCUGUCCGAGGUGUAUGGAAUCCGCGCCGCAACUCUAGCUCUCUACGCCAGAAUCUCUCACAACCUCGACCUCGAGGUCGAAGCGGCAAAAUGGUAUUCGAAAGGCUUAGUCGCUCAACAGCAAGAACUCCACCUAGCAAUGAGUACAGAGAGUUAUUCUCCGUGUUGCCACAAAGCCGUCGGUGCCGCAGUAAUGUUCUCCUAUUUCGAGUCUGUGAUCACGACCGUGCCUAUGGGCUGGAUGCAGCAUUACGCAGCGGCUAUCAAGAUGUUUGAGAUUGCUGGACCGGAGAACUGCCAGACGGGGCUGAUGCACAAGUUCUUUCGCUCUGUUCGGGUCGCAGCCUUCACGACCGCAUUGAUAGCAGACGAACCCUCAGUUCUUGCUGCGGACGAAUGGUGCACAGUCCCUUUUGACCGGAUACCCAAGACACCAUUUGACAAACUUGUCGAUAUCCUCCUCCAACUACCAUCAUGUUUGCCAUGCCGCAACGAAAUGCGAAAAAACUCUUACUCAAAUCCUACCAAAGCCUGCUUAUUGAGACUUCAACUCGGCUCCACUGCGAAGCGGUUACUUGACCGCCUUGACGACUUCUGGACUGAAUAUAAGGAAGAGGUUGAUCCAGCCUAUGAUCAACGCCUCGGAGAAAUUUCCCCCGCAUCGACUUUCACAAAUGAAGACCGGUUAGAGGGACAUCAAGUCCCGAGCACACAGCAAUCCCCGUUUAAAAGCGCUUCCGAUGCUUACUUCACCUCCAUGUACGACUCAGGGAAGAUCAUCACGCUGGGCUUCCUCGCAACCGUUGCUGUUGGAGUACACUGGUAUAACUAUAACCGAGAGAUAGUCAUGCAUGGUACAUCGAUCCUGGCUUCUGCCGCGUACUGCGAGAGUCUUGGAGUGUUUAAUGGUGUGAGUUUCUCGAUGGUGUUCCCAAUCAAACUCGUUUGUUUGCUCUCGCCUUCUGAAGAGCAGAGGAUACUCGCGAGGAGUGUGCUAUUAAAGUGGGGCGAAGAGAGGGGGUUGGCGGAUUCUUGUCAGGUGGCUGCUCCGUCAUAUCUUGAUCGAAGUCAUGGGUAGCGGGGAUCUUAAACAGAAUUCUCAUGCAUGAAGUUCAGGACGUGGAGAGGUAUGAGCACGAAUUCUAUGUCAAGAAAGAUAUUUUCAUUUGGAAAGGCACACAUGUCGCUUCUAGGACAUAUAUCCCCGAGGCUCUCUACAACCUUGCACUUCCGCCAUCCAGUUGCUCUCCCUUCUCGUUGAAACGAAUUCUCUCGCCCGUGAGAAGGGCUUCUUGCAAAGCCCAACCAAUCUUCAAG